This is a messenger RNA of Bradysia coprophila, 3298 nucleotides long. RefSeq names its product transcription factor p53. Gene Ontology annotation, biological process: apoptotic process; regulation of transcription by RNA polymerase II. Gene Ontology annotation, molecular function: RNA polymerase II cis-regulatory region sequence-specific DNA binding; DNA-binding transcription factor activity, RNA polymerase II-specific. Gene Ontology annotation, cellular component: nucleus. NCBI's taxonomy places the organism in Eukaryota, Metazoa, Arthropoda, Insecta, Diptera, Sciaridae. The record is from RefSeq and is a predicted model, not a curated record.
GAUAUGCUCAAAAAGUUCUGUCAAACCAAAACACAUAAAAAAAUCUGUUUUUUUCAUGGCGGUCAGUGUCUGUCUUACGCAUUUUUAUUUUGUUUGAAUUUCGCUUGUUUGAUUUCUCUCUUGUGGUCAGGAUAACCAAAACGUGUGCUUCCGAUAAGUGAAAAGUUUAAAUGCAUUAAAUGUUACGAGAACCUGUGCACGUCGUUCGCCGAAUAUUUUAUGUGACCUAAUCGAAGUGAAUUUUGCAUUCUUUUAUUUUGCAAAAGUUUUAAUGUUCUGAGAGCCGGUUGCUCUGUUCUAUAUUUGGUGUUAUCCUUUAACAUUGGACAAAAUCCCACUCUGGAUCAACAGGUCCUUGAAAAGACGAAAAAAGAAACUAAAGCAAUGGUGGACAAUGGCAUUUUUCCUACAGAUAGCGAUGUGGCGGAUUUAUGCAAUAUCAAUACGGAAGAUCUGCUGAUGAGUAGCGAAACGCUUUUUCCGGAAAAUUUUUCUGAGUUAGAUGUAGCAAAUGCGCAACUCACAGUUCCUGAGCACUGGGACAAGUAUCCCAACAUGGAAGCUAUCGAAACCAAAUUUGGUCUCGAUAUUGGUAUUGACCCCGGAGAGAAUCAAAAUUGGCUUUACAAUCUCAAAAUGAACAAAGUUUUUAUAAAACUGAAUAGUGUAAUGACUGUAACGGUUUCAUAUAAACCGUAUGACGCUGCCAAUCUUUCAUUGCGGGCAAUGAUCGUGUACACAUCGCCCGACGACAUGCAUUUACAAGUAAAGCGAUGUGCUAAUCACAAGGCAGCAAACAUAUAUUCGAUUGACCAUCAAGAUGUGCCGGUCGAUCACAUUUUGAAAUGCUAUCAUCCUCACGCAAAAUACCAUGGCAGUGAGAAUGCCCAACUUUUCGGCGAUCGUUUGUCAAUCGUCGUGCCAUUGGAUCGUCCAGUGGUAAAUGAAAUAGGAAUCGCUAACGAAACCAUUAAGUGGGAAUUCCUAUGCCAAAAUUCGUGUACAACGGGAAUCAAUCGCAAAUCAACAGCUGUUAUCUUUACGUUAGAAAAUGAGGCAUUUGAAAUAAUUGGCAAGAAAGUUAUGCCGUUCAAAGUGUGUAGCUGUCCAAAGCGUGACAUGCAGCGUGAGGACACAUCCAUCAUUUCACGUAAACGUGAAUCGAAAGAUAUACCGCAUGGCAAACGGCCCAGUAAGAUGGUGUGCUCAGCUGAAAUAAAAGUUGAGCCGCCAACACCGUCGCCGGUGAAAAACUAUGAGCAACCAUUUCCGGACACACAAACAUCGCAUACGGUCACGUUGACUAUGCCGAACAAGGAGUCAAUGAAGCAUGUGUUACGGUGUGCAUUUAACGAAGUGACUGGGGCAAUGGCCAGAGGAUCUAAUAAUUACGAGGUUUACGCGGACAAAAUUCAAGGUCUUUUGAAUUCGCUGUAAAAGGGCGAAAUUAGACCUCGGAUGCAUGAUAAGCCGCUGCGAUCAGAAUUUAAUUUUUUUUUUACAAUUAGUAGGUUCAAUUUAAUUAUUUUCGUUUAAAUUGCUACUUAAAUUAAGUUAAGUUAAGCUCUCAGUAUAUUUGCAGUGAUUCACUUUUUCAACAGUGCCUUUCAACUGAACCGACUAUCCAAUUAUUAUUUUUCUGAUUUAUGAAUAUUGUUCCGUUUUUUUCCCACAUGAAUUUUUGUACGGAUACAGAAUAAGACACCGAUUGCAUCAAUAUUGAUUAGAGUUAGAAAUUUGUUUUAUAAAUUUUGAUUAUUUUCUACCUGGAAUGUGUUAAACAGAUAAAAUGUUUGUUAAAUUUGAGAUUGACAGAGGCAAAGCUGCUCUAAAAUUAAAUACCGACAAGUUGGUACUGACAGUCUGAUUCUUUUCACCCAGUGUACAUUUCGUUGCGUCGUGUCUUUUUUCAUUACCGUAAUACACUAAAACAGUACGUAGUAUGUCUAGUCUACAGUGCUAAAGCCAUAAAUGGUCAUAAAUUCCUGAAAGCAUCAUAUUUUCAUACAUUUUAAGUUAAAAAUUUGGAAACUUUAGGUGCCUCUGUGGCCUAAAACGUUGUAUCAAUGUCGAUGCAAAGUACUUAAUUAGGCUCACGAUGUGUUUUAUGACACAUGAGGUACUAGUCGUGUCUUAAAGUAACUUUAACGCACCGAUCGAUGACUUUCACAAAAAGUAGUGAUCGGCUUGGAUCCGGGUCGACCUGAUGGGUGGAGAUCAGUUUGUGACCCAAUUUUGACCUGAAUUCGUUUUAGGUCAGACAACCAGAAAUUCUUAGUCAAGUCGACCUGCUCAGAUUGGAUUUAAUUUUGGCCUAGUGGGUUUGACGUUUAUUGAGCUUUUUAUCAAAGGAAAGUUCAGCCUGAAGCGUCCUGUGUGUCAACCUGAUUUGUUCAGGUGAGGUUCAAGUUGAUUUUUCUUCCACACAAACCUGAACCAUUGCGAGUUUUACUAAAAGAACGAGAACCAUUGCGAGUCUUACUAAAAUCAUCUUUCAACUAAACUAACGAAUUCGAAUUUUCGCUCAGUUCCCUCAGUUUCACUUUCUCCAUCUGCAGUUUAAAGUUUCCGAGUUAGCAACUAUUUUUUACUGGUAAUUAUAAUUGACGAGUGCGUUGCUUCUUAAAUCUCAUAAAUUUGGGUUGUGAUGUUUUGUUGAUAAGAAAGUUGUUGUAAAGCUUUUAUCCGACGUAUUAGAAAUACUAUUCUUGAAUCAAAAAUAUUUUUUCUAACAAAUUCGUUAGGCUUGUCGAUCACCUGUUUUAUUGGAAUGUAAAUUUUCUGUCAGUAAAGAUGGUUGUUAAAAUGGACACUGGUUCAUUCCAAAAAAAUAAUAGUCAAAAAUUGUGCCAUGAUCUUUCUGUAGAAAAGAUUCCCAAACUGACAACAAGUGACAAAAGAGGAAACACAGUGAUCGCAAGCACAUUAUAGAACGUUGGAAUGUCAAAUAGUUUUUUUUAAAUAUUUAAAUCGAUUUAAAUCGAAUUUAUGGGCGCAGUUCAGACAUUUUCUGAUAGAUACUGACGUUGUGUUAUUUGAGAAUUUCGUUGGUUCUUCCAUUUCGAUUGUACCUUUUAUUCAGUACAAAUAUUAUACAAACAUGAUUGCAAAAUGUUGAUUGAUAAACGCGCAAUAUUAUUUUUAUUUUUAUUGAUUGAUGGAAAACAGAAAAGAAAAAAGUCUUCGGGUUAAAAGGAUAUAACCAUAACCAUACUUAAGGCAAUUCUACUGUAAUGAAAGUAAUAAUUUAGUUUUAAGUUUAUCGUUUAGUGAUCCUAAAAUUAAAAUAAACAAAAAC